Messenger RNA from Moneuplotes crassus, 1896 nucleotides. The record is from the annotation of a GenBank genome assembly. NCBI's taxonomy places the organism in Eukaryota, Ciliophora, Spirotrichea, Euplotida, Euplotidae.
AUGGGGACGGUGUUGUUAAAAGAAGAAGAAAUCAAAAGAAUAGGGAUAGACUCUUUCAGGAUUCCGAUUUCACGAAAGAACGUCAAAGACUUUGCUAUGCCUCUGACUAAUAUUAACUUCAAAGACCUCAGAGAGUUUUAUGACAGAUUCAAGAAGAUGAGCAAAGAUGGAAAUUACUUGUAUAUAAAUCAGAGGACUUUUAUAGAGUUAAACCUCAUACAAAAGCAUAUAGCCCCUGUGGUUUUUGAUUACUUCUCUACCAAGGAGAAAGUCAAUUUCUAUGAGCUCUAUCUCACCUGCAUUUGGACUGCCAACGGAAGGAUUUCACAUAAAGUGAAGUACAUCUUUUGAUUAAUGUGCCAAGACAAAAAGACUAUGAAUUAUGAUGAAUUCAUGUUUGUCUUUCAGAAUUCUGUCAAUGGGCUGAUCAAAAUAUCGAAGAAUCAACCGAGGCUUAAGUAUGAACUCCUAGAGAUCGCAUCCUUAAAAGCAUUUUCCUCCUCAGAUAUUGGGAACAACCAAGAACUCACUCAGGAAGAUGUAAAAUUAUGGAUAGCGUUCAAUAGCGAAUUUGAAUCUUUUCUAAAUGAAUUUGACGCUCCUAAGACUUAUAAUGUUCCAGGAAGUGUUUUUGCAAACUUUAAAUCCAAUAGGAACUUUGAAUACUUUGAAUCUCAUGUUUUGACUGCAAAAGGAGGAAAGAAAACUAUUAAAAGAUCUAUGACUGUAAUACCCAGAAAAGGGUUAGACUCAGAAACUUCAACAGAUAUGGUCUGGACUAAUAACACCCAAGUAAAGACGAUUUACAAAUUUCAAAUCAAGCAAGCUAAUACGCUUCUUAAAAAGAAUCAUAUGAAGUUUGAUAGCAACAUAUCGAGUGAAAAAUCAGAUGAUUCUUUGACUGUCCCAAAAGAGCCGAAAUUCAAAAAGCUUAAACUAUCAAGCAAGGUUAUAGAAGGAUCCAAAAUUACAGUAUUCUCUCAAAAAGCAAGAGAUGAGCAAAAACACAAGAGCGAGGGACAGAAGAUGUUCAGAAUUUCUAGUCGGAAAAAGAAGGAUCUCCAGACCCCAUCUCCCAAUACUUCAAAAUCAAAGAAAAAGGUGCUUAAAAACGACUUAUGCACAAUAAGCAUAAAAUCUAAAUCUACAACUACUUGACUGACACAAAGAGUCCCAAAAAUAUGGGAGAACAUGGAUAAAGAGAAUACGAAUAAGAUGAACCAGGAUCUUGAAGCUGUGGGGUACACUACUUGCCAAAGAAAUAACUCAGAUAAGUACAAUGACGCACAGAUUGGUGGAAAGAUAUAAUAAAACCAGAGAAAUGCAUAAAGCAGAUAUCCAAAAGCCAGAUUGAUGUGAGUAAACUUAAGCCAAAGAAGAGAGUCAAGGAUACCUAUCAGGCUCAGAUGAAGGUAUUCUCAUCCAUAGAAAAAGAUCGUAUAAAGGACUUUAAUAAUCACAAUAAUUUCUUGAAUACUUUUGAGAAAUCCAGACCACCUCAACUUCAUAGAGUACUUGGAAUGUCCUCAGUCAUCACAAAUGCUGAUUUAAAUAGAGGAAACUGAAGAUAUGUUGCUCAGAAGAGCUUUAUCCCUGUGAAGCCAAUUAGAAUGAAGAAAUCAUCCUCUACAAAAGAAAUACCUUCUACAAAAGAUUGCUUCAAGGAGUUUUUGGAGAUAGUUGGGAAAAAUGAAAAUGUGCAAGAGACUAUUACUGAACCAGUAUCUGUACAAGUGAGAUCUAAAAAGAAGAGAUUUUUAACAGGAAAAAUACAGUUUGUCAACUCCUCACUAAUCAGUGCUCGGUCAAGUGUCAAUUCAAAACCAUUGGUCUGCUCUAUUCUAAACAAGUAGCUAUUAUUUCAGGAUUCGAGAUAUGAAAAUUCUGAAUAAAUUU